AUGCAUUUCUCCAAGACCUUCAUCCUCAUCGCGGCGGCCGUCGUCCCCUCGGCCAUGGCCGGCUGCAAGAACGCCCCCUACCAGGGAACCUGCCUGACCUGCACCAUGUCCUGCCAGGACGACUAUAGCGGCCCCGGCCGCCAGGAGUCGCUGCAGCGGAUGUCAUGCCAGUUCGCCUGUCUUGCGUUCUGCGACGACUGCGACUAA
Molecule: messenger RNA, 207 nt
Organism: Colletotrichum graminicola M1.001
Lineage: Eukaryota; Fungi; Ascomycota; Sordariomycetes; Glomerellales; Glomerellaceae
Exons: 2
Coding region: 1-207 (68 amino acids)
Source: RefSeq, a predicted model, not a curated record